AGAAGCUGACGUUCAGAGAUGUGAGGUCUCCUCAGGAGUUUCGGCAGGGUGAGGUGGCUGAAGUGGUCUGUGAUGUCACCAGUUCCCCUGUGCCUGUGGUCUCCUGGUUUUACAACAACAUUGAGAUCACUGAAGACACUGAGAAGUUUGAGCUCCUACAAAACAACAAUCUGCAAGUGCAGAAAGUGACUAAAGCAGAUGAAGGAGUGUAUCGCUGCGAGGCCAGAGUCGAAGCCAGGGGAGAAAUUGACUUCCGGAACAUUAUCCUGGUGGUUAACGUUCCGCCUGUCGUCUCUGUGCCACAGCAGUCCUUCAACGCCACUGCAGACUAUGGAGAAUCUGUGACCUUCACUUGCCGGGCGUACGGCUCACCUGAACCUGAUGUUACCUGGCACAGGAAGGGAGUGCAGCUUCAGGAAUCGGAGCGGUAUGUAAUGAGAGCUCGAGGUACAACGCUUACGGUUCGAAACAUUCAGCAGGACGACGGGGGAUCCUACACCUGCAGGGCCUCUAACAAGGCAGGAGAAGUCGAGCAUGAACUGUUUCUCAAGGUUUUCGUCCAGCCACACAUUACUAAGCUAAGGAACGUGACAGCUGUGGAGGGCAGCGCUGCUAUGAUCUCCUGCAAAGCUGAGGGGGAACCUUUACCUGAAAUCUCCUGGAGGAGAGCAAGCGAUGGACACAGCUUCUCAGAUGGAGAUAAGAGUCCAGACGGCCGUGUAGAGGUGCGAGGACGUUAUGGAGAAUCUAUGCUGACUAUUGUUGUAGUCAAGCUAUCAGACUGGGGGCGUUUUGACUGCGAGGCUCUCAGCAGAAUCGGUGGCCAUCAGAAGAGCAUGUUUCUGGAUAUAGAGUAUGCACCGAAAUUCCAGGCCAACCACACAAUAUUUUUCUCUUGGGAAGGCAAUCCGGUCAACAUCAGCUGUGAUGUGAUGUCUAACCCUCCGGCUACAAUGCUGUGGAGAAGAGAAAAGUUGACCAUUCCCAGCGAAGGUGCUGGAAACAUGCGUGUGUACACUGCUCCUGGCAGAUCUCUCCUCGAGGUUACUCCGAUGUCAGACAGAGAUUUUGGCCGUUACAACUGCACAGCCAGAAACAACAUCGGGAUGCGCUUCCAGGAGUUCAUCCUAGCACAGGCAGAUGUUCCCUCAAACCCUUACUCUGUUCGGCUGAGCUCUGUGGCUCAGCGCGUGGCCACAGUUACCUUCACCAAGCCAGACUCUCAUGGCGGCGUCCCCAUCAGUCACUACCUGGUCAAAUACAAAGACAUCAGCUCACAGGACUGGAAGGAUGUCAAAUCGCUGGGGACGCAGACUAUUGUGUUGCUUACCAACCUUGAGCCCAACACGACCUACGAGGUGAGAGUAUCCGCGGUGAAUGGGAAAGGUCAAGGAGAGUUCAGCCACACAGAGAGCUUUCAAACCCUGCCCAUACGAGAGCCAAGUCCCCCAUCGGUUCAGGGUCAGAGAGGGGUUGGAAAGGCAUAUCGGUUGGGUCUGGUCAAGCAGGAUGACGGAGGAAUGCCCAUACUGGAGUACAUCGUCAAAUAUAAAACAGAUAAGGAGGAGCAAUGGAUGACAAAACUUGUUCCAGGUGUGAAUGAUUUCGUUCUGCUUCAGCCGCUCCAGUGGAAUACACAGUAUGAGGUGGAAAUCACUGCACGCAACGUCAAAGGCCUUUCUGAACCCACCGUUGUGAAGUUCUCCAUGCCUCAGAAACCUGAUAUCACAGCAGAUUCGCUGUUCAGCGGCCUGGGUCUGGGAGCAGUGGUCGGGCUGGGUUUAGCUGGCCUGCUGCUGCUGCUCGUGCUGGUGGAUGUCAGCUGCUUCUUCCUGCGCCAGUGCGGACUGCUCAUGUGCAUCACCCGCAAGCUUUGCAGCAAAAAGACUGCCACAAGCGGCAAGAGCAAAGAGCUUGAGGAGGGCAAAGCUGCCUACCUGAAAUUACCUCUAAAAGAGGAAAACGGCAAGGAGACUUUGAAACCGGACACGAUCGAGAUCAAACUUCAUGGUGACAACAGCCUACACAUGACACAGGAGGACAGCAAAGCGUAAUGGAGGCCCUGCGACCCUCUAAAAGAACAUGCAAAGUGAGCCACCCGGAGACCAAUAGCAAGCAAACAAACGAGAAUACAAGCAAGAACACGCCAACCAAUUGUAAGAUCCUUUGUUAGAGACUCCUUGUCGGGGUGUCAGAAGAGGCCAUGCGAAAACUGCUUUUGUGAAACAUUUUUCGAAGGUUGCCGCUCAACAGACAGGCUCCUGUUUAUUUGUGCUUGUUCUCGCUUGUUUUCAGUCUUUAGUUUCUUCCUUUAAGGCUUUGCUGUUGCUUUGAGUCUUUGUUAUUUGAAGAGGUUUGAUCUACGCGGACAAGCGUCACAAUUUUUCUCUCGCUCUCAUUCAGUCUUUCUCUGGAAUCCGGCCGUUGCACUUUUUUCCAGUGUGGUUGCGCAAACACGUCGCUUUUUAAUACAUCAUUUCACUCGAG
Messenger RNA from Danio rerio (zebrafish), 2487 nucleotides. RefSeq names its product neural cell adhesion molecule 2b (gene ncam2b). The record is from RefSeq and is marked provisional. Gene Ontology annotation, cellular component: plasma membrane; membrane. Gene Ontology annotation, biological process: cell adhesion. Lineage: Eukaryota; Metazoa; Chordata; Actinopteri; Cypriniformes; Danionidae.